GGUCCACCCUAUUUACAUAUUCACCUCGUUCCUAUACCCCCUGUGAAAACCCCAAUACUACGUCCCGCGAGAUCUUCCUCAUCUUCUUUCUUCUCCGCCGGCAACUCUUCACCACCAUAAUACUCCCGGCAUCGGUAAACUGAUCCCCACCCAAUCUCUUUCCUGCUCUAACAUGACAUCCUCAUAUCACAUCCUUCUUCCCUGGCAACCCUCCGCCUCUGACGAUUCAUGGUAUGUAGAGCCAAAGAAAACAGAGAUGAUUGUUCCGGUGGAACAACAACUGUUGUCUCUCCAAAUUACUAGUUUCAAUUUAUGCACAGAGAUGAAUUACAGAAGAAAAUAUCGCUCAACGUUUGAAGGACAACGACGCUCUGGAUCGACACACUUGUUUGGAAGACGCUCUGGUUUCUUAGAGACAUGUCUAUGGUGCAUUGCCGACUGGUGCUUUCCUUUAAAAUAUUGGAAGAGGCGAUGUGCUUGGUUAAAACUUAAAUAUGGCAAAAUCAGCAUCACUUGCAGGAGAGGGAGCUUCCGUGAAGCUUCCUGUAGUACUAUUAUUGGUGUCUUACGUCCAUUGCCACUUUUCUUGAAAUUUACCAAAGGUUAUCAACCUGUAAAUCCAUCACCAUUCCUGUGAAAAAAGAAUAAUGGCUGUGCUAUGUAUGGUCCUCGUCCCAAGAACUGGUAUCAUCAAGAAGAAAAAGGCAUAAUACUUUGAAAAAUUGGAGAUUGGAGAAGAACAGGAGGCGUGACAUAAUAGAGAGGGCUUGAUUUGGCUCUAUUCAUUCAGUGUAACAACUACAAGCUCUUUGUUAACGACUAUGGCUGAACCUGUUGAUGUUGUUAAUUUAGUCGUCCAUGACCUGUUCUACGAAAGUAAUGAACGCCACAACUUUUUUCGAAGCUAAUUCCACCCAUGUCAAGUGAUAUCCCUGUAUAUCAACGAGUACUCUAUGAUGCAUUUUCCAAAUAUCAGACUUACCAACAGUCACAUUACAAGGUGAUAUUUAUCAUGAAGGAGAAGAGUUUGAGUUUUUGAUUCUACCAUAAACAGUUUUAGCUGUUUGUUGGAUCCGUACAUAGUGAGAGGCAAUGUUGUAAAACUCCCCGAGUUGGCCGAUUACUCCUCCGAGUAUUCGCUACUCGGUCCCUUACCGAGGCGAGUUACAGAAUCCCGAGUACUCCCUGAUCGACCCUUUACUGAACUGAACAAUGUUGUAAAAUUCGGUCAACUCGGUGAUUAAUAUGUAUAAUAUACUUAAUGAUUUAUUAUUUAACACACUCACAUAUGAUUAUUACUACAUAUAUAUCUUAAAUUUUCAGUAAUUAUUCACGAAGUUAAACCA
Lactuca virosa is the source of this 1346-nucleotide messenger RNA. Lineage: Eukaryota; Viridiplantae; Streptophyta; Magnoliopsida; Asterales; Asteraceae. The record is from the annotation of a GenBank genome assembly.